Messenger RNA from Prosopis cineraria, 1502 nucleotides. Its product is annotated as gibberellin 2-beta-dioxygenase 8-like. Gene Ontology annotation, molecular function: dioxygenase activity. Bases 110 to 1288 code for a protein of 392 amino acids. The record is from RefSeq and is a predicted model, not a curated record. The transcript is spliced from 3 exons. Lineage: Eukaryota; Viridiplantae; Streptophyta; Magnoliopsida; Fabales; Fabaceae.
UUGGGCUGGCCAUUACCCUCAAUUGCUCAAAGCUGUCCCUCUCCGGAUACGGACCUCAGAAUUUAGCCCUACCUCCGGCGGGCCCCACACUCUCAUACUUUUCGUAGAUAUGUUGGAUGGGCCCUCCUGUCCCCUGACUUGUCACGUGACCCCACUCGACACGUGUCAACCCCUCCUCCCCUCCCGUAUAAAACCAACCGUCCUCACUUCGUCUCCUCCUUCAAAUCACCUUGUCUCUCCGCAAAUGAGCCACGACCUAGACUCCUCUUACCCUCCGCCUCUCCGCCACGUCGGCCACCGUGAAGAUGACGACGAGCCUCCCGAAUCCAUCACCGACUCAGAUCCAGUUCCAGUGCCGGUGAUCGACCUUCAUUGCCUGAACGACGACGUCGACAAGGACGGGGAGGAAUUGCGGAAGCUAGACGAGGCUUGCAGGGAGUGGGGAAUAUUCCGUCUGGUGAACCACGGCGUUCCUUUAGGGCUAAUGGCGGAGGUGGAGGAGCUGACAAAACGACUGUUCUGGAUGUCGUUUGAGUCGAAGAAGUCGUCGUGCGAGGAAGGGCCUGUGAGUUACUUUUGGGGCACGCCUGCCCUAACUCCGUCGGGCAGUGCCCUAUCGGGAGGCCAUCGAAAGAUCAAUUUGGUGGAAGGCUUCAAUCUGCCUCUAAGUCAACUGUCGGAAUUUCAUCCACAGCUUCCUCUGCUUCAAUCCUUCAGAGUUGCAAUGAUAGAGUACGGAGAGCACAUUUCAAGAAUCGCGACUAGUUUAUUCAAAGCAAUGGCGAGUAAGUUAGAAGUGAAGAUGGAGGAGGACAAGUCAAGCAAUUGUUAUGUUUCAGACAAGACAGGAAACAUAAGAGUGUAUCGCUAUCCACGUAGCCCUAAUAAUCAUCACGUGAUUGGUUCUUGGGGAAUGGAACCUCACACAGAUAGCUCUGUGUUGUCCAUUCUCAAUCAUCAUACUCAAGAUUCUGCACUCGAGCUUUUCAACAAUCAUCAAUGGCUUCCUCUUCAAUCCAUUCCCAACACUCUCGUCGUCAACAUCGGCGACAUGAUGCAGGCCAUAAGUGAUGACAGAUACAAGAGUGCAUUGCACAGAGUGAGGAUAAGCCAAGAGAAGGAGAGGAUAUCAGUGUGUUACUUUGUGUUUCCAGAUGAAGAGUUUGUGAUAGAGAGCUCCAAGUACAAGCCCUUCAGUUACAGUGAUUUCAGAGCACAAGUUCAAGAGGACAUCAAAACCACUGGCUAUAAAGUUGGACUCUCAAGGUUUUCCCAAACUCAUCAUUAGGACACAAACUUCAUUUCAUGCCUCUCUCAAUUCAAUUUCAACUUCUCUUGAUGUACUUCAUUGAUUUACUUCAUUUUUUAUUCUCUAAUAUACUUGUAGUAUAUUGUAUGCUUCACCUGAUAUGUGAGGCCUACCAUAACUCCUUCUCUCUUCCUCUUUCCAUUUAGUUUUAUUCACGAAAUAAAAGAGAGAUUUAAAUGAGGAAAUUAUUAAA